AUGUUCAAAUCUGCAAAACCAUAUUUCGGCCUUCGAGGUGGAUGGCUGACAUUCUGGAUCACGUUGGCCUGCGGAGCUGACAUGACUCUCUAUGGAUAUGAUCAAGGAGUCUUCAGUGGAGUUGUGAUCUCGCAAGACUUUCUUAAGCUACAUGGUCUUGCAGAGUCCUCAAAAGCGUCUUUGCUAGGAACGGUCGCUGCCAUCUAUGAUGUCGGUUGUUUUCUAGGAUCUCUGUCCGCUUACUGGCUUGGAGAACGGCUGGGCCGCAGAAACACGGUCUUGGUAGGGACCAUCAUCAUGACAAUCGGCGCUAUUUUGCAGGCCUCUUCCUAUAGUCUAGGUCAUAUGAUGGCUGGCCGUAUAAUUGCAGGGAUAGGAAACGGGCUCAACACAUCAACUGCCCCCAUUUGGCAAGUUGAAACUUCAAAAGUUCAACUGCGAGGAAAACUGGUCAUUCUGGAGAAUGUCUUAGUACUUGUGGGAUUCUCACUUGCUAAUUGGCUUAAUUACGGUCUUUCAUUCGCAAAUGGACCAGUCUCAUGGCGAUUUCCCCUCUCAUUUCAACUCAUCUUCAAUAUCAUCUUAUUUUGUAUAGUACCAUGGCUCCCCGAGUCCCCCAGAUGGCUUGUUGCCCAUGGUCGCCCAGAUGAGGCUUUGCAAAUUAUUGCAGAUCUUGAAGACAAGGAUAACAGUGAUCCUUUUGUUCAGCUACAGAUGAAUCAGAUUCAAUAUAGCGUGGACUAUGAACAAGCAAACAGUGUUAGCUUCGGCGAUAUUCUACAUGGGCGAGCGCAUGAAAAAGCAGGCACAAAGACAGUUCGCCGGCUUAUUCUUGGAAUGGGUACUCAGGCAAUGCAGCAGUUCUCGGGAAUUAAUGUGACCUCCUAUUAUUUGCCAACGGUACUAACAAAGUCUGUGGGACUAGAUGAAUCUUUAGCAAGACUGCUCACGGCCUGCAACAGCGUUCAAUACCUUCUCUUCUCUAUGAUCGGCAUUCCCAACGUCGAGAGAUGGGGACGCCGAAUGCUUUUGAUGUUUGGCGCAGCAGGAAUGUGCUUCUGCUAUGUAUUCAUCACAGCUUUGAUUCGAUACAACGAAAUGCCCGGGUAUGCUCAUCGGGAGGAGGUGGCUUCAGCAUCCGUGGCCUUUUUCUUUUUGUAUUAUGUGUUUUUCGGCAUCGGCAUGCAAGGAGUGCCAUGGUUAUACCCAACCGAAAUUAACUCACUCACGAUGCGGACGAAAGGUGCUGCACUUGGAGCUGCUACCAACUGGAUUUUCAAUUUCAUGGUGGUCGAAAUUACUCCAAUCGGCAUUGAGACUCUAGGCUGGCGUUUUUAUAUUGUUUGGACCGUUCUUAACGCAGCUAUGAUACCUGUAAUCUAUGUCUUUUAUCCGGAGACGGCCGGCCGCAGUCUGGAGGAUAUGGACGACUACUAUCGUGGCAACCCCCCUCUUUUCGCAUGUCUUGACAAUGAAGCAAUCUCUAGCAAACGGCCCAAGAGAUACGAAGCUCGAGAUGAAAAUAUUAUCCGGGAAAAAGAAGAACCAGUGGAGCAUUUGGAAAUUACUUAG
Messenger RNA from Penicillium manginii, 1572 nucleotides. RefSeq names its product sugar porter family MFS transporter. The record is from RefSeq and is a predicted model, not a curated record. Gene Ontology annotation, molecular function: carbohydrate:proton symporter activity. NCBI's taxonomy places the organism in Eukaryota, Fungi, Ascomycota, Eurotiomycetes, Eurotiales, Aspergillaceae. Gene Ontology annotation, biological process: transmembrane transport; carbohydrate transport. Bases 1 to 1572 code for a protein of 523 amino acids. The transcript has 5 exons. Gene Ontology annotation, cellular component: membrane.